GUGCGCACUCUGCUUUCUGUUUCGGUAGAUGUCAAGCAGUCGUUGCGCCGUACGCGACUCUGUCUGAUCUGAAACUCGGACCUGCAGCUGCCGUUGCCGUGCCGUGCCGUUCGUGUUCCCUGUGGGCGUUGCUGUGCUGCCACCGGCGGCGUUGCUCAACUUCUGGAAGUAUGAGGAUUUGUUGUGAGAGCUGAGUAGGAAUGCGCGGAUUUGGUGGAUUUUCUUCUUGUUUUUCUCCUCGGAUCAGUGUCGUGACAUUGGCCAACUUCGGUGUUAUCUGGUGUUUGCAUAAGCGUGCAUAGAUAGCAGACAUGCAGCAUGAUGUGUAAUUGCUUCCAAGGCUUUGACACAGUGUUUACCUGCGUUGGAUCGGAGCGAGGUUGCACGUCGUGCCUGUGCAAAGGCUCCAUGGGAAACCGCCGUGCGUAACGCUGGCUCUCCAUGGAGGACUGCUGGAGGAGCCUCUUACUAAACCCGAUAGUUUAAGACAGUAAGAGACGCUUGAAACAAGAUGAGUCAAGAGCAUGAUGGAAUAUCCUUACCGGUGCCUUGCUUUGGGGCUUGUCCCGGCAAAGACAGCCUCGCUGUGGAGAGCACCAGCAGCAGCGGUGGAGGCGGAGGAGGCAACCCCGGUAUCCCCGCAGCUGGAACUUUCUGGCAGGACUCGGUGGUCUCCGGAGGAGGAGGGCUGAGUCCUACAACCGGAGGGUGUCCGAUGGAUAGCGGGGGGCUGCUCUCCACCGGGAAGUCAAGCAAAAACAGGCCGGUGACAGUGGCCUAUGUGGUGAAUGGAGAGGCGAGCCAGCAGUGUAACGCGGAGAGCAUGGCGCUGCAGUGUUUAAAGGACGCCUGUGAUACAGUGGGGAGCAAACUGGAGACGGUCAACUUUGGGAAACUGGACUUUGGAGAGACUUCAGUGCUGGACCGGUUCUACAAUGCAGACAUCGCCGUUGUGGAGAUGACAGAUGCUUUCCGCCAGCCUUCGCUCUUUUAUCACUUGGGAGUCAGAGAAAGCUUCAGCAUGGCCAACAACAUCAUCCUGUACUGCGACACCAACUCCGACUCCCUCCAGUCCCUGCAGGAGAUAAUUUGCCAGAAGAACACUACAUGUUCAGCAAACUACACCUUCAUCCCAUACAUGGUGACGCCUCAUCACAAGGUGUACUGCUGUGAGAGCAGCCUGAUGAAGGGUCUCACUGAGCUGAUGCAGCCCAGCUUUGAGAUGCUGCUGGGACCGAUUUGCAUGCCGCUGCUCGACCGCUUUGUCCAGCUGCUUAAAGUGUCACAGGCAAACUCCCACCAGUAUUUCCGAGAGACAAUCCUGAAUGAGAUCCGUAAAGCUCGGGAGCUGUACACCGGCAUGGAGCUGGCGGCAGAGCUGAGCCGGAUCCAGCAGCGGCUCGACAACGUGGAGUGCCUUUCAGUCGACAUCGUCAUCAACCUGCUGCUGACUUACAGGGACAUCCAGGAUUAUGAGUCCAUCGUGAAGCUGGUGGAGACUUUGAAGAAGCUUCCUACCUUUGACCCUGUGGCACAUCCACAUGUGAAGUUCCACUACGCCUUUGCACUGAAUCGGAGGAAUCUGCCGGGCGACAGACAGAAGGCUUUGGACAUCAUGCUGCCACUAGUGGAGGGCGAGGAGCAGGUGGCCUCGGACAUCUACUGCCUGGUGGGACGGAUCUACAAGGACAUGUUCCUGGAGUCUCACUUCACGGACACUGCGAGCAGAGACAGCGGCACACACUGGUUUAAAAAGGGCUUUGAGUCAGAGCCGACACUACACUCUGGGAUCAACUACGCCGUUCUGCUGCUGGCUGCUGGACACCAGUUUGACACAUCCUUUGAGCUUCGCAAAGUGGGGGUGAAGCUAAGCAGUCUGUUGGGAAAGAAAGGAAGCCUGGACAAGCUCCAGAGCUACUGGGAUGUGGGCUUCUUCCUGGGCGCCAGCAUCCUGGCCUGUGACAACACAAGGGUCAUCCAGGCCUCCGAGAAACUCUUCAAACUUAAGGCCCCCAUCUGGUAUCUUCGCUCACUGGUAGAGACCAUUUUAAUCUACCAGCAGUUUAAAAAAACAGGCCCGGAGCAGCCUGCCCCCAAACAGGAGCUGGUGGACUUCUGGAUGGACUUUCUAGUGGAGGCAACCAAAAAAGACGUCUCCUCUGUCCGAUUCCCUGUGUUGAUAUUGGAGCCCACCAAAGUGUACCAGCCUUCAUAUUUGUCCAUAAACAAAGAUGUUGAUGACAACACGGUGUCGAUCUGGCAUGUUGCUCCUGAUGACAAGCACAAGGGGAUUCACGAGUGGAACUUCAGUGCCACAUCAGUGCGAGGCGUCAGCAUCUCCAAGUUUGAUGAGCGAAGUGCCUUCCUCUACGUCCUUCAUAAUGCUGAGGACUUCCAGAUUUAUUUCUGCACAGAGAUGCACUGUAAAAGGUUUUGUGAUCUGGUCAACAGCAUCACAGAAGAAGCCUGGAAAGGUCCAGAGGAGGGAGACUGUGACACCGACGCCUUAGAGUAUGACUAUGAGUACGACGAGCACGGAGAGAGGGUGAUUUUGGGAAAAGGCACAUUUGGAGUCGUGUACGCAGGCCGAGACCUCAGCAACCAGGUCCGACUGGCCAUCAAAGAGAUACCAGAGAGAGACAGCAGGUAUUCUCAGCCGCUGCACGAGGAGAUCGCUCUUCAUAAGCACUUAAAGCACAAGAACAUCGUCCAGUACCUCGGAUCCAUCAGCGAGAACGGAUUCAUUAAGAUCUUCAUGGAGCAGGUGCCUGGAGGGAGUCUGUCUGCACUGCUGAGGUCAAAGUGGGGUCCUCUAAAAAACAACGAGCCCACCAUCGGCUUCUACACCCGACAGAUCCUGGAGGGACUCAAAUACCUGCACGACAACCAGAUCGCACACAGAGACAUCAAGGGUGAUAAUGUCCUCAUCAACACCUACAGUGGCGUCCUGAAGAUCUCAGAUUUCGGCACAUCUAAGAGGCUGGCUGGGAUCAACCCCUGCACGGAGACAUUCACAGGCACACUACAGUACAUGGCCCCUGAAAUCAUAGACAAAGGCCCUCGUGGAUACGGAAAGCCAGCGGACAUCUGGUCUCUAGGCUGCACCAUCAUAGAGAUGGCCACUGGGAAACCUCCUUUCUAUGAACUGGGAGAACCACAGGCUGCUAUGUUUAAGGUGGGCAUGUUUAAGAUCCACCCAGAGAUCCCAGAGUCCAUGUCGCUGGAGGCCAAAGCCUUCAUCCUGCGCUGCUUUGAACCCGACCCGGACAGACGUGCCACCGCCUUCGACCUGCUCACUGACGAGUUCCUCACCGUCACAAGUCGCAAAAAGAAGGGAAAGAGUAGCUUCACAGCUCUGUCACCGGGGUCAGAGUAUCUGCGGAGUAUCUCUCUGCCUGUGCCAGUGGUGGUGGAGGACACGAGCAGCAGCAGUGAGUAUGGCUCCGUCUCCCCAGACAACGACCUCAACACCAACCCCUUUAUCUUCAAGCCCAGCGUAAAGUGCUACAGCGAGAGGGAUGUCAAGGGGCCACGCUCGCUCUUCCUUAGCAUCCCAGUGGAGAACUUUGAGGACCACAGCGCUCCUCCAUCCCCUGAUGAGAAGGAUUCUGGUUUCUUUAUGCUGCGGAAAGACAGCGAGAGACGAGCGACGUUACAUCAUAUUCUGACAGAGGACCGGGACAAGGUGGUGACCAACCUGAUGGAGGCGCUCACACAGGGCUCAGAGGAGAUGAAGCUGAAGCCGCAGCACAUCUCCACCCUCGUGGUCAGUCUGGCUGACUUUGUUCGCAUGGCGGAUAGGAAGAUCAUUGCCAACACCCUGUCUCAGCUGAAGCUGGAGCUGGACUUUGACAGCACGGCGAUCAGUCAGCUGCAGGUCGUGCUGUUCGGCUUUCAGGAUGCUGUGAACAAAGUGCUGCGAAACCACAACAUCAAGCCUCACUGGAUGUUCGCUCUGGACAACAUCAUCCGGAAAGCUGUUCAGACAGCAAUCACCAUCCUGGUGCCAGAGCUGCGUCCUCACUUUAGCCUGGCGUCAGAGAGCGACCCAGCCGAGCAGGAGGAUGUGGAUGACGACGCAGAGCCUGAGAGGAACUCCACCCACCAGAGCCGCCCGCUGCCUGUCGCCGCUCAUGACGACACGGUGGCAACAUCAGGAGUCAGCACACUCAGCUCCACUGUCUCACAUGAAUCCCAUAAUGCACAGCGGUCAGUGAGCAUGGAGCUGGGCCGGAUGAAGCUGGAGACCAGCAGGCUGCUGGAACAGCUGCUGGAGAAGGAGAGGGAGUAUCAGGCCAUCCUGCAGCAAGUGCUGGAGGAGAGAGAGCAGGAGAUCAGACUGCUGAGGCUGCGAUCUGAGCCCGCAGACGUCUCCUCAUCAUCAGAUUGUCCAGAGGGACAGACGAGUCAACCAGCAGAGAGACAUGAAGACCCUGAUCUGACCGACUGGUUGAGGCUUUACGGCGCUGACCAGGACUCCAUAGAUAGAAUUCUGAAUGAGCAGUACACACUGAAUGACAUCCUCCACGAUGUAACAAGAGAUGACCUGAAGAGUUUAAGACUGAGAGGUGGGAUCCUGUGUAAACUAUGGAAGGCCAUCACCGACUACAGGCAGAAGCCAACCUGAGGCCUUACGUGGUAAAAACCACUCCGAGACAUCCAAGCUUUUUUUCCCAACAGCUCAGUAUUCUCCUCUUUACCUCAGUAUUCAAAGGAGCCACACUUUAAGGAGUUUGCUGAGCAUGCAGAGCAUACUUCAACCAACAUGAAAGAGAAACUAUUCGACUGCUCUUGUCAGAGGAUUUUGAUACUUUUGGAGUACAAGAUUUUGGGAGAGAAGGCCACUUUGAAAGCAACUAUUUCUGAGAAGUGCCACUAGUUUUGCUACAGCUGACAGACAUUACACAGCAUUUUGUUACAGGUCAAACUGUCUUUAUGGGACAAUUUGUGUGAAAAUUUAUGGAUGAAAUCUUGAAAACAGUCAAGACUUUUCUUCUGUUCUUAUGAGAUUUACUGUUUACAAAACUGGAGCCUGACCGUUUUCUGAUACAAGCCUGAGACACAAAGACUACAUUCAAAAACCAUCUGUACUAUUCCGUUUUUAUCACAGACGUCUUAUCACUACUUUAUUUAAAUGUAUUUUUAAUUUAAUCGCUAUGAUAAUUUGAAGGACGUCAGUGCAUGCCCUGUUUUUUUAAUCCAGACUUAUUUAAACCUUUUCCAUAUUUUCUUUUUUAAUCUUUUUUUAAUUUUAUCAUGUAAAUAUUGUGUUAUACAGACUAAUAUGUGAAAGACAUUUAUGUACCUAGAGAAUAUGUUUAACAUAAAUACGCUCCAUGUGGAUUGGACCGAGUCUAUAAUGAACACAUUUUAGAAAUUAAUUGUAAAAUAUUGUUUUUGUAGUGUCACAAAUCAAAUGACAUCGUAUUGAGUUAGUAAUUCUCACAUCAUGUUUUUAUUGUUGUUCUUUGACAAAAUUGUGCUAAUCUCGCUUGUGUAGAUAUGAUGAUUCAAUUGGAUGUAAUAUGUUGUGAUGAAAAUUUUGAAAUGCAAAAAAAAGUUUCAUACAGAGGAGCCUUGACUUUUUUUUAUUUUAAAACCUGAUGUCAGAAUUUGCGAAAUAAUCAUGGAAGUGCGUCCAUUUUGUUUCAUAUCUGAAAUUAUUCAAGAUUUUUUGUGUCAAAUUGUUCAAAUAAAACUUUUCAUCUUGAAACUGAAA
This is a messenger RNA of Cheilinus undulatus (humphead wrasse), 5719 nucleotides long. It is a transcript of the gene map3k5, whose product is annotated as mitogen-activated protein kinase kinase kinase 5. NCBI's taxonomy places the organism in Eukaryota, Metazoa, Chordata, Actinopteri, Labriformes, Labridae. The coding region runs from base 512 to 4627 and encodes 1371 amino acids. Gene Ontology annotation, biological process: protein phosphorylation; cellular response to stress; MAPK cascade. Gene Ontology annotation, molecular function: MAP kinase kinase kinase activity; ATP binding. The record is from RefSeq and is a predicted model, not a curated record. The transcript is spliced from 30 exons.